Messenger RNA from Cooperia oncophora, 327 nucleotides. NCBI's taxonomy places the organism in Eukaryota, Metazoa, Nematoda, Chromadorea, Rhabditida, Trichostrongylidae. The record is from the annotation of a GenBank genome assembly.
AUGGUUUACCUUGCGCGGGAUGCUUCGAGAUUUUGCGAGCUUCGUCUAACUGGUAGUGAUACGUUAUUGGACUUGCGAGACCGUGCAUUGAAGUCGCUGGGAGUUUCCUCCGUCCCUCCAGAAAGACUACGUUUUUAUAUUGCUCAUGGUGAUAAGUACGAGUUGAUAGAUAUUUCACAACAAAAUAUUGACAGCUAUUUCGAUACGGCUCAGAAGGUCUAUGUGGAUGUUUGCAAUGCUGAUGAUAAGUGGUUCAUAAACAACGAAAAACCCGGCAAUUCGAGAAUAGCAGAUUAUCCGUCAAAUUCAGCGUCUCCAUAUUCGUAA